This is a messenger RNA of Drosophila rhopaloa, 1641 nucleotides long. Its product is annotated as CREB-binding protein-like. Lineage: Eukaryota; Metazoa; Arthropoda; Insecta; Diptera; Drosophilidae. Gene Ontology annotation, biological process: positive regulation of transcription by RNA polymerase II. Bases 89 to 1408 code for a protein of 439 amino acids. Gene Ontology annotation, cellular component: transcription regulator complex; histone acetyltransferase complex. The transcript has 3 exons. Gene Ontology annotation, molecular function: transcription coactivator activity; chromatin DNA binding; histone acetyltransferase activity. The record is from RefSeq and is a predicted model, not a curated record.
CCGAUCGGUUGGUCAUACAGUACAUCCGGAGGUUUCAAGACUUGAUCUGUGCAUCGUGUGCAAGGAAAAGGUCGGACAUCCGCACAAGAUGGAGAAGCUUGGCUUUGACAUCGACGAUGGCUCCGCGCCGACGGACCACAAGCAGGCCGAUCCGGAGGAGGCCCGCAAACAGUCCAUCCAGCGCUGCAUCCAGUCGCUGGUGCACGCCUGCCAAUGUCGCGAUGCCAACUGCCGCCGGCCCUCGUGCCACAAGAUGAAGCGCGUCGUCCAGCACACGAAGAACUGCAGGCGCAAGACCGACGGAGGAUGCCCCAUCUGCAAGCAGUUGAUCGCGCUCUGUUGCUACCACGCCAAGCACUGUCAGGAGCUGAAGUGCCCCGUGCCCUUCUGUCCCAACAUCAAGCACAAGCUCAAGCAGCAGCAGCUCCAGCAAAAACUCGAACAGCAGCAGUUGCUGCGCCGCCGUGUGGCGCUCAUGUCCCGGACAGCAGCUCCGGCUGCUCUGCCAGGUCCGGCCGUGGUCGCUGGGGGACAGCACGGCGGCAUGGGAAUGGGCAUGGGAGCACCGUCAAUGGCAGGCACUGUUGGCGGAGUGCGCCCACCUCCCGAAACAGGAGGACAGGGUGGUGGUGCAACUGGUAGCGGAUUGAAUACCCAGCAACUCGCACAGAUCGUGCAGAAGAUCAAGAACAAUCCCACCAAUCCCAGUAACGAGCACAUACUCAACAUCCUGAAGCAGAAUCCCCAAAUACAGGCGGCGAUUAUCAGGCAGCGCCAGCUGAGUCAUCAAUCGCAGAUUAAUGCGGCGGAGGGUGGAGAAGAACCUGGUCCCAGCGGCGGCGCUUUGCAGCAGCAGCAGGCGGGCAACGGUCCGCAAAAUCCGCAGCAACAGCAGCAGCAACAACAACAACAACAGCAACAGCAGCAGCAGCAGCAGCAGAUGAAGGGACUUGGUGGACCCAAACAACUGGGCGGCGGCCAAAUGCCCGUCGGCGGACAGCACGGCGGCAUGGGAAUGGGCAUGGGAGCACCGCCAAUGGCCGGCACUGUUGGCGGAGUGCGCCCACCUCUCGAAACAGGAGGUCAAGGUGGUGAUGUCAACGAGUGCAGGGAAAAGGUCGGGCAUCCGCACAAGAUGGAGAAGCUUGGCUUUGAGAUCGACGACGGCUCCGCUCCGGCGGAACACAAGCAGGCCAAAACGCAGGAAAUCCGCAAAAAAUCCCUCAAACGCUGCAUCCAGUCGCUGGUGCACGCCUGCCAAUGUCGUUAUCCACGCUGCCACCGGCCCUCGUGCUACAAGAUGAAGCGCAUCGUCCGGCACACGAAGAACUGCAAGCGCACGACCAGCGGAGGAUGCUCCCUCUGGAAGCAGGUGAUCGCGCUCUGUUGCUACCACGCCAAGCACUGACAGGAGCUGAAGUGCCCCGUACCCUUCUGUCCAAAGAUCAAACGCAAGUUCAAGCGUAAGUUGAGUUCAUUAAAAAGUCGAUAAAAUGGUUAGAAUAUAUGUAUAUACCCUUUAUACCUGGGAUAUACCCUUAACGGUCACGUUAAAGUUCUUUAACUAGACCUUUUUAAUGGUUUCCCUUAAGAUAUGUUUAUAUCAUAAGCUCCAGUAAAUGAAAUAAACUAUUAUAAUGG